AUGGGCAACAACGACAUUGAGAUCGCCCCCACACGAGUGAGCGAGGAUGCUGGCUCACUCAAGACACCAACAAAGGUCGGACGUGGAGAAUUGGCCGAUAUUACGCCGCCUCACGAAACGUAUGAAGGCCGACAUCGAUACGACCCAACGGCGACAUGGUCAGAUACAGAAGAAAGGCGCGUCGUGUUCAAGACUGAUCUGUUCCUCCUCUCGUGGCUUUGUGUUAUGAUGUUCGGUCUGCAGCUUGAUCGAGGCAACCUAAGCAACGCACUUACCGAUAAAUUGUUGGACGACCUCAAACUCACGACCGACGAUUACAACAAUGGAACCACUAUCCAGCUCGUAUGCUUCCUCGCCGCAGAGUUCCCUGUACAGUUCCUCACGAAGCGCUAUGGUUUCAAGUACAUCUUGCCCACCAUGAUGUUCGGCUGGGGCACGGUUUCCUGGGCUCAAGCGUGGAUGCACGACCGUACUUCCUUCUAUAUCACCCGCGCGUUGAUCGGUGCCUGCGAAGGUGGCUUCAUCCCCGGCGUCAUACUGUUCGCAACGUAUUUCUACAAGUCCAAGGAACUAGCCAUCCGACUUGCAGCCUUUUGGUCUACACUGAAUGUUGCGCGUGUCAUCUCCGCGUUAUUGGCAGCUGGUAUCUUAGAAAUGCGCGGUGUACACGGCAAGCCCGGUUGGUUUUGGCUUUUUCUGCUCGAGGGUUUGUUGACGGUUGUCAUCGCUAUUGUAUCAUUCCUCUACCUACCAUCCUCGCCAGUGGGAACCAAGGGAGUGCUUUUCCGUAAAGGAUGGUACACUGAACGCGAGGAAGUGAUCAUGGUGAACCGCAUUCUUCGCGAUGAUCCAGCAAAGGGUCUUACAGAUCUUCAAGAGCCUGCUACAUUCAAGGACAUCAAGGCGGCAUGGAGCGACCCCGCUAUGUGGGGACUUUACUUCCUUGGACUGGUUGCUUAUAUUCCUGCUACACCCGUUACCGGCUACCUAUCAUUGACAUUAAAACGUCUCGGCUUCAGCACAUUCAACUCCAAUAUGCUUACCAUUCCAUCGGCUGCACUUCAGAUCAUAACAAUGUUGACUCUUGCGUAUAGCAGCGAUUACUUCAACGAGCGUACCCUCCAUAUCAUCUUUGGCGAAUUCUGGAUUAUGCCAUUGCUGGUUGCUCUACUGACGCUUCCGGAUGGCGGUCGCGAAUGGUCUCGCUUUACGCUGAUCACACUCAUCUCAGGAUAUCCCUACUUCCAUCCUCUGAUUUCGUCCUGGAUUUCGGAGAAUACGUUUGAUGUAAAGAAGCGGGCCAUCACAGCUGCUACUUACAACGUCAUUGUCCAGAUCGGCUCUUUAAUCGGUUCUCAGAUAUAUCGCAAGUAUGAUGCACCGUACUACAAACAGGGUAACAAGGUAUGCGUCGCAAUAUGUGCCUUAGCUCUUGUCACAAUGGCGGUUCAACGGCAAGUGCUGGUGUAUCUCAACAAGAAGAAAGACGAGAAGUGGCGUGCCAUGACAUCAGAAGAGAAGGCAUUGUACCAAUCAGACCUCGAUGCGCGAGAAAGAGACGGUAACAAGAGACUAGACUUCAGGUUCGCGAUAUAGUGCACCGGCAGCUGAGAGAUGUUGAGGCCGGCAAACCCUCGUAGGCCGCGGUUGUAUGCCGGGGAAAUCGAUCUCGCUGCAGUGGGUCCGAUGAUCAUGCUUUCCCCACUACGUUUCUGC
Messenger RNA from Paraphaeosphaeria sporulosa, 1716 nucleotides. Its product is annotated as MFS general substrate transporter. The transcript has 2 exons. Lineage: Eukaryota; Fungi; Ascomycota; Dothideomycetes; Pleosporales; Didymosphaeriaceae. Gene Ontology annotation, biological process: transmembrane transport. The record is from RefSeq and is a predicted model, not a curated record. Gene Ontology annotation, cellular component: membrane. Bases 1 to 1596 code for a protein of 531 amino acids. Gene Ontology annotation, molecular function: transmembrane transporter activity.